Messenger RNA from Saccoglossus kowalevskii, 1452 nucleotides. RefSeq lists its product as uncharacterized. NCBI's taxonomy places the organism in Eukaryota, Metazoa, Hemichordata, Enteropneusta, Harrimaniidae. The record is from RefSeq and is a predicted model, not a curated record.
AUGACUAGAAUGAUGGGACUUGUACUUAAACUACUGUUGCUGUUUUCACUCGUACACUGUCACAAAGCUUCACCUUGCACUCCAGGAUCAAAAAACAUUGGCAAUAAUACUAUUCUUAUUCCAAGAAAUAUAGAUGCGAAUGUACUGUCUGGAUUUAACCUACGUAUAGGAAGUGGUUCGGCGGAAUCCAUGUGUGUUGCGCACAUGCAAAAACACACUGAUUAUAUGGUAAAAAUCGCCUGCUCAGGACACCAGCGAGCGACGAACACAGUCAAGUAUCAGCUGUCCAAAUAUGAAGGUCAAUUCUACUUGGAUGUUUCCAACGUUACACACGAAGAUAAUGGACGGUUUAUAUUUUGGUCGAAUAACCCCGAAAAAGGAUUAUUGGCCGAUUCAGAAAUCUACGUAACAGAUAAUAAUUCCCCGACCAUUAAAAUUUAUGGAAGAGACGGUAGGCGUUCUUCAUUUCAUUAUCCAAUGACCUCUGAAAACGCAGUUGACAUAUCCUUCACUAAACUUGAACACAAACUACUAUUCACACUUCCUCCGUGCGAUGUACAUUUUCCAAGAGAAGUCGAGGUCACUCUUUGUGAGGGGAUUGUGUCCAUACUAUUCAUGCGUGUGUCAUGUUCAACGGCCGGUCAAUACCGCUUGAUGGAGGCUAUUACGCGUGGUAACCAUGUAUCGACCAACAUUACGAUGCUGGUUGCAGACACAAUCAAAGUUGAAACGUUUAUAACGAAGCAACCGAAGGGAGGUUCUAGCGAUGGUGAAAUAGUCUGCGUUGCAUCAAAACAAGUAAACAGAUUAGAGUGGUACAAUGGAAAGCUUCUCAUCAAAGAGGGCGGAAUUUACUCUCUUCAUCGAAGUUAUCAAACGCAUUUAACGCUUACUGUAAAAAACGUUAUGGCUUUCACCAGAGGACCGUUUUCAUGCAGAGCAGAAACCCAAUGCGACUACUAUGUUUCCAAGGAAGUGGUUUUUCAAGAAUUGCAAUAUAGUACAGAUCAGACUACUACAGAUACCUUAACUAAUACGCGUCAGGAAAUUGAGAGUACAACGAAUGUAGAUUUUUCAUCUACUAUUAACAGCAUAAAUGGAGAGAAUGAUUCGGGGUGUGCUUCAGGCCCAUUGGCGCUGUUUAAUCCACUCAGUAUACUGUCGCUAUUAGUUCUUGUUGCGGAAAAUGUGUUUAUUAUACUCAUCAUUGUCCUCCGAGAGCGAAAGAGAGAAAGAGUGAAGGAGACUAGCUAAUAGGAGCAGUGCAAAUCCAGUGUAGAUAGGAAGUACCUCAGCGAUGCGACUGGUCAAUGCAACUAUUUUGAUAUUUAACUUUUGAGAUGUUUUAAAACUUUAUUUGUGUAUAAAAACACAUACUCCGUGCCUUGUUGAACUUAGUAUGGCAUAUUGGUGCUUGACGUAAACGAUUUUUCGAAACAUCUUGUUAUUUAA